Molecule: messenger RNA, 2849 nt
Organism: Planococcus citri (citrus mealybug)
Lineage: Eukaryota; Metazoa; Arthropoda; Insecta; Hemiptera; Pseudococcidae
Exons: 5
Coding region: 379-1161 (260 amino acids)
Source: RefSeq, a predicted model, not a curated record
UUUACGUCGCGGACCGUCUGUGAUUACUGUGUAAUGACAAUGACAUCAUUUCCUUGGUAUUCCCUUGCAAAAAUCUUUUGAUAAAGUCAUCUCGUCCCCAAAUUCUGGCAAAUCAAAUGAGUAAUGAAUUAGUGCAGCUACGUUAAAGUCAGUUAAUUAGUUGUUUCGAUGCAUUUAGUACUAUCACGAUUACGUAGAGUGUUGGGUUAUUGAUUUUUUUGUGUGUGGAAAAAGUCAUGACGUUGAUGCGCGUUCAACUUAUAGUUUCUUUCAUAUCAUAGAUAAGUGUUCAUUUUUCCAUUAUUUUUUACAUCGUUUAGUCGUAUAUAGUUCCCUUUGUUCAAGUCAUUUCUACUUCAUAUCUUCGUAUUUGGCACGAUGUGUUUCCCAAAGUUGAAACAAUGCUUUUGCUGUUGUUUCCUGAGGACUGGGAUGUUUUACAUUUGCUGGAUUAGUUUGCUAUGGAACUUAUACUUUCUUUACGUUGAAAAGGAUCCUGCAAAUGUACCUGAUAUACUGAGAUUCCUUGAUGAUCAAAAAGCGAUCAGUUUACCAGCAGGGCAACCGUUCAGUCAGUAUAAUCGGUUGUAUUAUGUGACAGAGAUCAUGGUGUUCACAUUUGCCUUGAUUGGGAUUUAUUCGAACUCAUCUUGCUGCCUAAAUCUGUUAAUCGGAAGUGAGACUGUUAUUCUACUCAUGUACGUUUUCAUGACACUCUACAAAGUGAACCUAAGUCUACAUGAAGCUAGCGAUGGAUCCAAUUCUAUAGACCCCAUUAGCACGUUCCUAAUAACAGCAUUCAAAUACUACCUGUACUUAAUCAUCUUGAGCUUCUACAACGAAGUAUCGAACGGACGCGAUGGACGUGGCUUAGGAGGCAUCGUAAUCGCCACCGCAGCAGUUCCAUCGCCUUACGCUCCAGCUUCAGCUCCCAGUGUGACCGAACACACCAUACCUGCAGCUUCUUACAUCGAUUCUCCUUACGCUAUACAGCCUCCUCAUGCUCCCAUCAUUACUCAACCUUGUACAUCCAUCUAUCCACCUCACGAGUUCCCUCAUAUCGUAGUCCAGACUGAUAUCGUUGCUCCUUGUGCCCCACCUCCUUAUCCUAUGCCUCAGCCAGUUGUCAUGAAUGAGAAGCCACCUCCCUAUGCUCCUUAAGGAGACCUAUAUAUAAUAUAUUAUUUUAUCAAAAUCGAACGUUCCCUCUCGUGAGUUUUACGACGAUGUGCUUCCAUAUACGUUACUAUUAUACUGAUGGUGAGUCGUAUAUAGUGGAUAUGUGUAUGAUAUUAUUCUCUUAGAUGAAUAAUUUUCUAAGGUUUUUUUAAGCUGUGAUAAAACGUUACGUUUUUAUUAUCUAUUGAUUGUUAUCGUACCUAUAUAUUGUCUACUCGAUGCCGCCGAUAUGGUCAAAAUGAGUAUUGAGUGCAGUCGUGAAAGUGUCAGUGCUCGGUUUCCUCCUCCUCCUUUUUUUUACAUUAUAUUAUUUUUAUUUAUUAUUCGCAUAUGUACCUAUUCGAAUACUCUUUCGUGAUUACUUACUUAGCUAUUUUUAAUAUUUUUGUAAGCUCGCGUAUGCUUGGUAUUUUUUUUUUGUUCUUUUUUUCAUACUUAAUAAUUUAUAUGUUUUCUAUGAUUAAUUUUUAUACCUAAGUAAGUUAGUAGAUCAUUUUAUUUUCCAGUGCGGAUGUUAUGUUAUCGUUAUUCUCUGGUUGUUUAAUUUUUUUUUUUUUUAAAUGUUAGAAUGAAGCAAUGAACUGAUACUUGGUAUUGUUUAGGAAGUGCAGGGUUUUCAAGAUUGCUUUGUAAUUUAUCACAAUAGUGAUUGUUUCUGUAUGGUUUGCAAAGAGAAGUUAUAAAACAGUGUUGAUGAUUAUUGGUCGCAAGCCACCUGAAGCAUUAUUUUCACUAAAACUGAGCUAUUUUUAUCCUAAUGAAAAUUUUACACUCGAAUUGAACAUUCGAUCACUUCAAAAAAGCAUAGGUCUAUUCAUGAAACUAUAAUGUAACGUAAAAGUAAUGUUGAAAUCGUUUAUCAAAUUUUAGUAACAAAAUACAUUCCUUUUUUUUUUUUUUUUUUUUUUUUUUUUGGAAAUUGAAGAGUGAAUUUGUCAGUCAAAAAGAGCAUUUUUUUUUGUAUCGCUUAAGCUUCAUUUUUACGUAUUUGUGCCAUUUUUCAUUGUAUUUUAUACGUUUCUAUGUAAGGUAUAUUUUUUUAAAUGUUUAUUUUUACAAUAUCCUUAUGAUAUAGUCGUCAGAUUUUGAAAGCUGCCUGAAACUUGAUUUUCAACAAAAAAAAUUUAUCCAGGUGAAUUGUAAUGUAUGUAUUUAAUGAGUACCUAUGAGAUCCAUUUUGGGGAUCCAGUUGAAUCAGAUUGGAUCCUCAAUUAAAUCAAAUUACAUUUAAUUAAAUCUAAUCAGAUCUGAUUUGAUCCGAAUAAUUGGAUCAUCUCAUUCUCAACAGAUCCAUUUUGGUCUGUUUAGAUCCGAUUCGACCUGAACUAUCAAAAUUUAUUUGUUGAGGUGUGCUUUGAUCAUUAAAUUUUUUAGAUCAGAUCUGAUCUGAUCGGAUUCUAACAUUAUAAUUAGAUUUACUUGAGGAUCCAGUUUGGUCUAAUUGGAUUUUAUUAGUUGUAUUUUGUAUUCAUGAUCCAACUAGAUAAACAAUUUUCUAAAAACUGGGUUGAUUUGAAUCCAAAACUGUUUUACUAAAAUUUCAGUGUCUUUUUAAAGAGUAAUAAUUUAAAUUAAAAACAAACUGCUGCUCUUUUAGGGCCCGAGUGACUCUUUGCUCCUUGUUUAAAAGAUUAAUGUGAAUGUAUUUUUUUUUUUUUUUUUUUUUUUUU